AUGGUGGAUGAGCUCACGACGGAGGAAGGCGGUGGAUUCCGGAUUGAGGUCGGAUCUAUGGGAUACUACAGGCAUGGAUGUAAUUUACCGGUGUUCUACCCUCAAUCUCUGCUCUUAACACAACGCUUGUUGUUUGAUCUCGAUCUGUUUCAACGCGCUUCAGCCGCAAGCGAGUUUAGUAUUUGGUCGAAGAAAGCAAAGUAG
Messenger RNA from Lactuca virosa, 204 nucleotides. The record is from the annotation of a GenBank genome assembly. NCBI's taxonomy places the organism in Eukaryota, Viridiplantae, Streptophyta, Magnoliopsida, Asterales, Asteraceae.